Spodoptera litura is the source of this 2868-nucleotide messenger RNA. NCBI's taxonomy places the organism in Eukaryota, Metazoa, Arthropoda, Insecta, Lepidoptera, Noctuidae. The record is from RefSeq and is a predicted model, not a curated record.
GCGUUUGCCGCGCGCACACGUUUGCUUAGCGCUCGCGUUCCGUGCACACUUCGCCCACACAUGACCUAGACACCGGUUUGAUCAUCUAACACAAGACACUUUCAUAAUAACUUUGAAAUCAAAGACAGGAUACAAUAAUGGAUAUAAAAUAGUGUUGAAAACAGCAGAAAAAGUAACUGUAGUGAUCAGUGUUUGAACUUCAACGGUUGUUCUCUUCGUAAGUGUUCGGCUAUCAUCGGGUGUGUUCGGAAAAGGCCGAAGCCAUCCGAUUGGAGUGGAGGUGUAAGAUGGAAGAUAAUGCUGACAGGCAGUGUAAAUAUAGAACCUCCCUCCCAGUGGCUCAGUUCAGCCGCGGCGACUUCUCCCUCUGGUCUGUGCUGAAGAACUGCGUCGGCAAGGAGCUGUCCAAGAUCACCAUGCCGGUGGUGUUCAACGAGCCACUGUCCUUCCUCCAGCGUAUGCUGGAGUACCUAGAGUAUGCCCAUCUGUUGCGCAUGGCGUCCGAGCAAACCGACCCCGUGGCUCGGAUGGAGUAUAUUGCUGCGUUCGCAGUGAGUGCGUUGGCGUCCAACUGGGAACGUCUGGGCAAGCCGUUCAACCCACUCCUGGGCGAGACGUAUGAACUUGAACGUCCGGAGUUCAGGGCGGUUUGUGAACAGGUAUCCCACCACCCUCCCGUGUCUGCAUUCCACGCGGACAGCCCGCACUUCGUGUUCCAUGGCUCCGUGCACCCCAAGCUGAAGUUCUGCGGCAAGAGCGUCGAGAUACAGCCCAAGGGACACGUCACUGUUGAGUUACCUAGAUGGGGUGAAGCCUACACCUGGAGUAACGUGAACUGCUGCGUCCACAACGUGAUCGUGGGCAAAUUGUGGAUCGAGCAGUUUGGAGCCAUGGAGGUGACCUGCCAUGGCGGCGCUGGUCUGAAGGCCAACCUCGUGUUCAAGCCGGCUGGCUUCAACAACAGGGAUCUGCACAGAGUUGACGGGUUCAUUGUUGAUGCUAACAAGAAGCGCAUAAAGUUCCUGUACGGCAAAUGGACGGAGUAUAUAAAAUGCUGCAGUGCUGCCGCCUACGAGCAGUGGGCCAAGGAGCGCGGGGAGGAGGCGUCCUCACAGACUCCCUCACACACGCCUAAGAAGAUGCUCGCUAAGUUGAACAGCUUCAAAGUUGGAGCACUGCGGUCUAUGUCUAUCCAAGACCCAGAUGAUGCGGAGAAUUCAGAAGACGUUCCUAAGUCAGACGAUACGAAUAACAUCGAGAUCGCUGGCUCUGUCACCCUGUGGGAGGCGAGGCCGCGGCCUUCCACUAGUGCUCAGUACUACCAAUUCACGGAAUUCGCGAUGUCUCUUAACGAGUUGGAGAGGGACAUGAAAGGCCAGCUCUGUCCCACGGACAGUCGGCUGAGGCCUGACAUCCGACUGCUGGAGCAAGGAGACAUCGACGGAGCUGCCACUGAGAAGACCAGGCUCGAGGAGAAACAACGGACUGCUAGGAAACUGCUCAAAAAGUCACCUGAGGCUUGGCAACCUAGGUGGUUCAGUCAAGGCACAAACCCCUAUACGAAACAAGAGGACUGGCUGUACAACGGAGGCUACUGGGACCGCAACUACCAACAUUUAAAGGACGUCGACAUUUUCUAAUCACCUACCUCUAACUCUGCCCAUACUCUCUACGUACAAACUCGAUGACUGGAAACUAAAAGACAAAAAAUACUAUAAAAAAUACAGAACAGCUAUUUAUUAACUAGUUUCUUUUAGCAAUUUCUAAAAUUAAUAUUUAUAUUUUACAACAUAAGCUAUUGUGUAUAUUUUUGUGCCAAAGUUUAUUUAUGUAUUAUUUUUAUAAGUUUGACCUAAUAAUCUCUUUUGUGGUUAGAACGAAGCUUCGCUUCUGGUGACACUGGCCGAUUUAAAAUUAAAUUAUAAAUAUUUUUAUUAUUUGGAUAGUGAUGAAAGAUACUAUGGAAUUGUGAAGAGCAAUCAUAUUUUUAAAAUUAAUAUUCGAAUGUUCGGACAACUUUAUUGUUUGUUGAAAAUGGAAACAACAUCUGGGUAGUUGAGGUUCAGUUGUCCGAAAAAAUCGAGAAUUUGAAUAGCUAUUAAUUUGAAAUUAAUAGCAGUCAUUAUGACGUACUUAUGAGCAUGUAUAUUAAUUUGAUGAACAUUAAUAUUGGCGCGAUUAGUUGACAAAAUUAAAUGUAAAUAAGAUUAUUAUCAAGACACGAUGGAUUUGGAACUAAGAUUAAAUGAAUUGAAUUGUAUAUAGGGUUAUAAUGUAGUGGACCAGAACGGAAUGGUGUUAUCAAAGAAGAAUCAUAUUUUCGGCGUGAAGUUAUAUCUAGGUAAGGAAUGUAAACUAGGAUAGUGAUUGAAGGUAAUUGGGGCAAAACAUUUAUUUAUUUAGGUAGUCAGCGCAGUUAUUUUGGUAUACAGGAUUUAGAGACAGUAGCUAUUGUUAUACUUUACAUUGUUUUUUGACGAAGACUAUUAUCUUUUGAAAUCAUUGGUCAGCCUAGUAGCAAACCAAUGAGAAAAUAGUCUCUUCUGAAUCAAUAUUUUCGUAGUUUUAUUUUCAUAUACCUGUACCAAAUAACUGGGUUGAUUAUAUACGUAAUAUAACUGUAAGUUAUUCCAUUAUUUAGUUAGUGCUUUGUUGUAUUUUGUAUCAAAAUAUAUAUACCUGAUAUAUAGUUGAUUACAGUUACGCAGAAUUCGAUGUAAAUGUACGAACAGCACACCGUGCAUACUAAGCAAAAUAUAUUGUAGGUAGUUAUUUUUUCUGUAAGUAUUUUUCUUAUAUAUAUUGUCUUGACCUAAUAAUCUUCAAUCAAAAAGUAUAUAUUUAUCUAGUCGUGGAUAAUAUAGAAAA